Molecule: messenger RNA, 1015 nt
Organism: Myxocyprinus asiaticus (Chinese sucker)
Lineage: Eukaryota; Metazoa; Chordata; Actinopteri; Cypriniformes; Catostomidae
Product: transmembrane protein 70, mitochondrial-like
Exons: 3
Coding region: 122-871 (249 amino acids)
Biological process (GO): mitochondrial proton-transporting ATP synthase complex assembly
Cellular component (GO): mitochondrial membrane
Source: RefSeq, a predicted model, not a curated record
UGGUUUUCCACAGUGAAUUAUCAGAUUACAAAUCUUUCACGUCCCACAUGUGUGAUCCAGGACCAAAGUCGUUUCCGGGUUUUCAUGGUGGGAGUCUGUCUAUGGGAGUUAUUCUUAGAAAAUGUAUCAAAUCGGAGUUUCCCACGCAUUGCGGCGUCUAUCAAAAAAUCAGCAACAGAUCGUUAGAAACAUCGGCAUUCGUUCAACGCUAAACGGCUAUGAAAAUAUUGACAAAGCUUUCCACACUCAUGCUGUACCUGUGAGGAGCCAGAAUCAAUUGCUGCAUGAGAUCCGAAGGUCGUAUUUAAAAGUCCAUCUAAAUAAGGUUCAAUCAUAUGAUGCUGUUAGAUGGUAUGCGUCCUCACCAGUCCAGUCUGAAGAUGGGGAAUUGAUUUACACAGGCAACCUGGGCAAAGCUGUUCUUGGUGUGAAGUUUUUCUCCUAUUCCAGCAGUAUGAUUAGCCUCUGUGUGAUGCCAUAUGUUCUCAUGAAAACUGGUGUUGGUGUGAACAGCUUUGCACUGCAAGUGGCUUUUUUUGGCUUUAUAGGUUUCUUCACAUUUCUGACCCCUGUUCUCCUUCACUUGAUCACCAAAGGAUAUGUGGUACGCCUAUACCAUAAAAAGGAGACGGACAUGUACACAGCCAUCACUUAUAGUGCCCUUCUAGUGGAGAAACGGACUGUGUUCCACCAGAAUGAUGUUGUUAUCCCAGACGUGAGCCGGAUGUUCACCACUUUUUAUGCCAAGAAACACUCCAUGCUGGUUAACCCAAUGCUUUUUGCUUUGCCCCAUGACUACAACCACCUCAUGGGUUAUGAUCAGCCCUUCUCAUUUGACACAGAAGAUUUAAACAAACCAGAUAAAAGUUAGCUUGUCCGCUUAUCUAGAGAAUCUCAAAGCAUUUCAUCAUUUCAUUGGACUGUUGUAAUGUAUCUGAAAUUUGCAAGUGGGCUGCUGUAUGUUUGUGAUGCCAGAACUUGUGUAAAAGUGUAAAUAAAUGGAAGGAUAUAUUUA